UGUAUUAGGGUUUAUCACUGUGAUGACUGGGGUGGUCACUGUGAUCUAGAUCCAUACAAAAACCUAAGAGCUAUAGUCUUACACUCUGACAUUCUUGUGAUGGAAGAAAAGGACAGGACAAAAUAUUUCUAGUUCCAACUUGAGGUUUUUGUUCAAGCAGUGAGUGGAGAUGUAGCACUGUGAUGCUUAUUUCGACUACUGGGGUCGUGGGACUCAGGUCACAGUAUCUUCAGGCACUUCAACUCGACCAACUGUAUUUCCUCUGAUGCAAUGUGGUUCGGGGAGUGGAGACACGGUCACUCUUGGCUGUCUUGCCACCGGUUUCACACCCUCCUCACUGACCUAUUCAUGGACCAAAGGUGGGACUCCAUUGACGGACUUCAUUCAGUACCCUGCAGUACAGAAAAACAAUGUUUAUAUGGGGGUCAGUCAAAUCCAAGUGAGCAGACAGGACUGGGACGCAAGGCAGACUUUCCAGUGUGUCGCGACACAUGCAGCGGGAAAUGGACAGGCUGAUAUCGUGAAGCCAAGACUUGUGUCUCCAAACAUCACACUAUACCCUGUCUGGGAAGGAGAAGUGGGGUCCUCACCAGUCAGACUCAUCUGCACCCUAAGUGGCUUCUUUCCAGACAAACUGAGUGUGACCUGGCAACAGAACAACCAACGUCUAAACAUUGUACCAAUUCAAAGAAAGCUGCAGAGCCUGGAGGGAAUGGAGAAAACCUUCAGUCUAAGCAGUGAGAUUGAGCCAAAUAUGAAACGGUGGUCAGAUGGCUCAAGUUUUACAUGCAAGUCCAAUCACAACAACAAGGAAUCCAUAAAAACAAUAAGUUUUUGCCAAAUCCAUGCAAGAACUACUCCUUCUAUUCAUGUGGACAUUCCCAGCUUCAGGACAGUAAUGACAGCCAAGACUGAGGUGAAGGCAACAUGUUCAGUCCUCACUGUGUUUGAUGCCAAGGUGACCUGGCAAAUAGAUGGGACAGACCCAAUCAAAACCCAAGUUAACCUGGCCAGAAACGCAUCUCAUUUAAUAAGCACUCUGACGGUUUCCUCAAGUAAGUGGAAACAGCUGAGGGUUGUAAAAUGUAAAGCUGAACAUCGCUGCUUCUCAUCCACUGAGGAGACCGUAAAUGUUUCAGAAAAUGUCAUUCGGACUCCAUCAGUUGAGAUCAGGAGAUCUCUCCCAGAUUUGCUGAAGGGAAACAGUGCUGUGCUGGAGUGUGACAUCACGCAACUCUCCUCCAGUGACCUCUAUGUCACCUUUCAGGCCAAUGGGGUUGACAUUUCUGACAGGCAGUAUGUUGAUCUUCCUGAAACCCCAGGCCUCCAUUCAAUCAGUAGACGAUUCACUGUCCCCCAAAAGUACUGGAAGAAUGACACAAGUUUCACCUGUAAAGUGAAUCAAGGCUUCUCCAGCACCUUUGAGUCAAACUCCACAGGCAAUAUUUUUGUGAACCCAUCAAUGGAGCUCCUUGUGGGCCCCAGUGAAGAGUCAGGACCACAGAGACUCAUAUGCUCUGGAUGGGGCUUCAAUCCUCAAAUUAAAUGGUUUCAUGAGUCUCAGCAAAGAUCUUCUUCAACCGAUGAGAUCAGCAUGAACGCAGAUGGUCGUGUGGCAGUAACCAGUCAACUUCAUAUCCCUCAAACGGAGUGGAAAACAGGGAAGGUCUUCACUUGUGAAGUAUCUGACAAGUCUCUGAACAUAAAUGUCAGAAAGGACAUCAGCCUGUGCUCAGUGUCAGUUCAUUCAGACUCCCCUCCUUCCAUUCAUGUGGAGAUUCCCAGCUUCAAGACAGUAAUGAUGGCAACAUCUGAGGUUAAAGCAACAUGUUUGGUCCGCACUGGUUUUGGUGCCAAAAUCACCUGGCUUAUGGAUGGGACAGUCUCAACCAGUAAUACAGUGAGCCAGGAUACAAACACGACUCACAUAAUAAGUAAAGUGACAAUUUCCUCAAGCCAGUGGAAAAAACUGAAGCAUAUAACAUGCAAAGCUGUCCAUAAGUGCUUCUCACCCACUGAAAAGACUGUGAAUGUUGCAGAACCUGCAGUUACAGCUCCAUUGGUUGAGAUCAGGAGAUCUCUCCCAGAUUUGCUGAAGAGAAACAGUGCUGUGCUGGAGUGUGACAUCACGCAACUCUCCUCCAGUGACCUCUAUGUCACCUUUCAGGCCAAUGGGGUUGACAUUUCUGACAGGCAGUAUGUUGAUCUUCCUGAAACCCCAGGCCUCCAUUCAAUCAGUAGACGCUUCACUGUCCCCCAAAAGUACUGGAAGAAUGACACAAGUUUCACCUGUAAAGUGAAUCAAGGCUUCUCCAGCAUCUUUGAGUCAAACUCCACAGGCAAUAUUUUUGUGAACCCAACAAUGGACCUCUUUGUGGGCCCCAGUGAAGAGUCAGGACCACAGAGACUCGUAUGCUCUGGAUGGGGCUUUAAUCCUCAAAUUAAAUGGUUUGCUGAGUCUCAGCAAAGAUCUUCUUCAACCGAUGAGAUCAGCAUGAAUGCAGAUGGUCUUGUGGCAGUAACCGGACAACUUCAUAUCCCUCAAACAGAGUGGAAAACAGGAAAGGUCUUCACUUGUGAAGCAUCUGACAAGUCUCUGAACAUCAAUGUCAGAAAAGACAUCAGCCUGUGCUCAGUGUCAGUUCAUUCAGACUCCCCUCCUUCCAUUCAUGUGGAGAUUCCCAGCUUCAAGACAGUAAUGAUGGCAACAUCUGAGGUUAAAGCAACAUGUUUGGUCCGCACUGGUUUUGGUGCCAAAAUCACCUGGCUUAUGGAUGGGACGGUCUCAACCAGUAAUACAGUGAGCCAGGAUACAAACACGACUCACAUAAUAAGUAAAGUGACAAUUUCCUCAAGCCAGUGGAAAAAACUGAAGCAUAUAACAUGCAAAGCUGUCCAUAAGUGCUUCUCACCCACUGAAAAGACUGUGAAUGUUGCAGAACCUGCAGUUACAGCUCCAUUGGUUGAGAUCAGGAGAUCUCUCCCAGAUUUGCUGAAGAGAAACAGUGCUGUGCUGGAGUGUGACAUCACGCAACUCUCCUCCAGUGACCUCUAUGUCACCUUUCAGGCCAAUGGGGUUGACAUUUCUGACAGGCAGUAUGUUGAUCUUCCUGAAACCCCAGGCCUCCAUUCAAUCAGUAGACGCUUCACUGUCCCCCAAAAGUACUGGAAGAAUGACACAAGUUUCACCUGUAAAGUGAAUCAAGGCUUCUCCAGCACCUUUGAGUCAAACUCCACAGGCAAUAUUUUUGUGAACCCAUCAAUGGAGCUCCUUGUGGGCCCCAGUGAAGAGUCAGGACCACAGAGACUCAUAUGCUCUGGAUGGGGCUUCAAUCCUCAAAUUAAAUGGUUUCAUGAGUCUCAGCAAAGAUCUUCUUCAACCGAUGAGAUCAGCAUGAAUGCAGAUGGUCGUGUGGCAGUAACCAGUCAACUUCAUAUCCCUCAAACGGAGUGGAAAACAGGGAAGGUCUUCACUUGUGAAGUAUCUGACAAGUCUCUGAACAAAAAUGUCAAGAAAGACAUUAGCUUCUGCUCAGUCACUCCAACAUCUACUCAGAUAGGUGCCGUAUUUGUUCAGGGAUCACCACUCCAGGAGAUUCAGAAUAAGGGACAGGUGACUAUCACUUGUCUUCUGGUCGGUCCUUCUCUAAUUGAUUUCUCCAUCACUUGGAAAAUCAGUGGUAAGAAAUAUUCUCACAAUGUCCAUACGGAGCCACCAGUGAGUCACAGCAAUGGGACGGAGACUUUGAGGAGUUUCCUAAAUGUGUCAGUGGAGGAUUGGCAUGCAUUUAAACAAGUGUCUUGUGAAGGAAAGCACCGAUGUUCCAACCAUGGCUUCGAGGACCAUAUAAGCAAAAGCAGAGAUGUGCAACCACCAACAGUGAAAAUUAUACAACCUACUGCCGCCGAGUUGUCUACGUCAGACGUCUUCACACUUGUUUGCCUCGUUUCGGGAUUUUUCCCAUCUAACCUCAUAGUAUACUGGAAAGUGAAAGGCCAGACACUCCCUUCAACUCGCUACACCAACAGUCCUGCAUGGAAAUACACAGGGAGCAGUACUUAUUCAAUGAGCAGCAGACUGAAUGUAUCCAAAACUGAGGACAAAGACUCUACGUACUCCUGUGUUGUCAAACAUGAGUCAUCUGAAACACCUUUUGAAAGCACUAUAAAGGAUGUGUUUGCUACUGUCACAGUGACACUGAACCAACCAAGUGCCAAAGAAAUUUUCAGUAACAACGAGGUAAAGUUGGAGUGCAUCGUCACUGGACGAGACAAGUCCAUUGUAGAUGAAAUCCAAGUCACUUGGCAAAUUGAUGGACAAACUGUGGCAGAAAACAUUACAGAAUCAACAGUAUCAUCCGAAGGUGAUCGGCACAGCAAAACCAGCACAAUGACUCGUACUCGCACUGAGUGGCAGGGAGUCAACAAAGUGCGCUGUUCUGCUGCUAGAGAAGACAUGACUACAGUUGUUCAAGAUCUCACUGUCCAGAAAGGAGAUAUAAGUAAGACAAAAGUGACAGUCCACGUUCUACCAGAAGAAGUCAUUAAAGAAGCUGAGGUCAGUCUGGUGUGUCUGGUCUCCAGUCCUGUGCUGCAGGAUUCCUACAUCGCCUGGUCAGAAAACAUUGGAAAAUCCCCUGGCAUCUAUAAGGAUGGCAUUAACUUCCCCCCACAGAAGACCAAGGAUGGCUACUUAGUAACAAGUGUUUACACCACGUCCAAGGCAAAGUGGGAGACCACUGGGAACACGUUUGAGUGCAACGUCUGGGUUGCUGGCAGCAAUUCGUCCAUGAAACCACGAGCUGUGUCUAAGGCCCAGGAUUUUGAUCCAGAGUCAGAACUGAGUUGUGCUCUGAGCUGCACAGAUGAAGAGGAUGAGUUCAGCAGUCUGUGGUCCACAGCCUCCUCCUUCAUAUUCCUCUUCAUAUCUUCUCUCUUCUAUAACAUGAUAUUCAGCCUGGUCAAGAUGAAGAAAUAAUAAAGAAGGAGAGAGAUGCACAGUGAGACAGACUGCAUGACUUUGUUUGUUUUUUGUCUUUUUUAUGUAGUUUUAAAAACGUGCAAAAUCGAUAAUAUACUGUAAAUAUUCCAAAUCAAAUGGUUCUCAUGUAAUGAUUGACUGAGUCAGUGAAAAUGGAUUUCUCUGCAACCUGUAAAACUCAAAAAUAUAACUGUAAUUCCUAAUUGUUUAAAUAAAUGAAUAAAUAUGUGCACUGUUGUUA
Messenger RNA from Dicentrarchus labrax (European seabass), 5222 nucleotides. RefSeq names its product immunoglobulin heavy constant delta (gene ighd). Lineage: Eukaryota; Metazoa; Chordata; Actinopteri; Moronidae. The transcript has 19 exons. The coding region runs from base 266 to 4978 and encodes 1570 amino acids. The record is from RefSeq and is a predicted model, not a curated record.